Messenger RNA from Nematolebias whitei (Rio pearlfish), 2661 nucleotides. It is a transcript of the gene exoc8, whose product is annotated as exocyst complex component 8. The coding region runs from base 3 to 2057 and encodes 684 amino acids. Gene Ontology annotation, biological process: Golgi to plasma membrane transport; intracellular protein localization; exocytosis. The transcript is spliced from 4 exons. NCBI's taxonomy places the organism in Eukaryota, Metazoa, Chordata, Actinopteri, Cyprinodontiformes, Rivulidae. The record is from RefSeq and is a predicted model, not a curated record. Gene Ontology annotation, cellular component: exocyst.
AGAUGUCGGAAACCGGGAACCGACUCCGGAAACUGCUCGAAUCUCCGAAUUUCGAGCCUCAGUCUUACGUCAAGCAGCUGUCACAGCAGUCCGAUGGCGACAGAGAUUUGCAAGAACAUCGUCAGAAGAUCCAAAAUCUGGCUGACGAGACGGCCCAGAACCUGAAGAAGAACGUGUACAAGAACUACAGGCAGUUCAUCGAAACGGCAAAGGAGAUCUCCUACCUGGAGAGUGAGAUGUACCAGCUGAGCCACAUCCUGACCGAGCAGAAGAGCAUCAUGGAGAGCAUCACCCAGGCCUUACUGUCCACGGACAAGGAUGAGACCUCCAAGGAGAUGCAGGCAGCUUUCCCCAAAGAGACAGAAGAGCUGAAGCAGAGGACUCUCACCUCACUGCUGGAGAAGGUUGAAGGAGCUGAAAACAUCAUGGACACCCCAGGGAGACACCUGGUCUACAAUGGAGACCUUGUGGAGUUUGAUGUGGACAACAUGGCCCACAUCCAGAAGGUGCAUGCUUUCCUGAUGAAUGACUGCCUGUUGAUUGCCACCUGGCUGCCCAGCCGCAAAGACAAGGUGAAGUAUAAAUACCACGCCCUGUAUGAUCUGGAGAGCUUUGCAGUGGUGAACGUAAAGGACAACCCACCCAUGAAGGACAUGUUCAAGAUCCUCAUGUUCCCCGACAGCCGCAUCUUCCAGGCAGAGAACAGCAAGGUCAAGAAGGAGUGGCUGGAGAUCCUGGAUGAAACUAAGAAAAAUAAAGCCUCCAAGGACAGACACAAGAAAGAGGAGGAGGCUCCCACUUCGCCUGUCCGAGCUGAGGUGUCCACAAACCCCUUUGACAUGGAAGAUGAGCCAUCAGAGGCUGAAGAGAGCACGGCCCUCAGCCUGGAGUGGAUCCAGGAGCUGCCAGAAGAUCUGGAUGUGUGCAUCGCCCAGAGAGACUUUGAGGGUGCGGUGGACCUGCUGGACAAGCUCGGCGAGUACCUGAAAGACCAGCCGGUGACCCAGAAGGUGAAGGAGCUCCGGGCGAAGGUGGACGAACGUGUGCGACAGCUGACGGAGGUCCUGGUGUUUGAGCUGUCUCCGGAUCGGUCGCUUCGUGGGGGACCUAAAGCGACCCGGCGGGCCGUGUCCCAACUCAUCAGACUAGGUCAGUCCACCAAAGCAUGUGAGCUGUUCCUGAAGAACCGCGCUGCAGCCGUUCAGACGGCCAUACGGCAGCUUCGCAUCGAAGGAGCCACGCUGCUCUACAUCCACAAGCUCUGCAACAUUUUUUUCACCAGCUUGUUGGAGACCGCCAAGGAGUUCGAGAUGGACUUCGCGGGGAACACGGGCUGCUACUCUGCCUUCGUGGUGUGGUCCAGGUCGGCCAUGACGAUGUUUGUAGACGCCUUCAGCAAACAGGUGUUUGACAGUAAGGAGAGCCUGUCGACAGCAGCAGAGUGCGUUAAAGUGGCUAAAGAGCACUGCCAGCAGCUGACGGAGAUCGGUUUGGAUUUGACCUUCACUCUGCAGUCGCUGCUGGUCAAAGACAUCAAGGCGGCUCUGCAGAGCUACAAGGACAUCAUCAUCGAGGCCACGAAACACCGCAACUCCGAGGAGAUGUGGAGGAGGAUGAACCUCAUGACCCCCGAGGCUUUAACUAAACUCAAGGAUGAGAUGCGCGGCUGUGGCAUCAGCUUCCAGCAGUACACAGGGGACGACUGCUGGGUGAACCUGAGCUACACCAUCGUGGCCUUCACCAAGCAGAUGAUGAGCUUCCUGGAGGAAGGCCUCAAGCUCUACUUCCCUGAGCUGCACAUGGUGCUGCUGGAGAGCCUGCGGGAGAUCAUCCUGGUAGCCGUGCAGCACGUGGACUACAGCCUCCGCUGCGAGCAGGACCCAGAGAAGAAGGCCUUCGUCCUGCAGAACGCCUCCUUCCUCCACGACACCGUGCUGCCGGUGGUGGAGCGGCGCUUUGAGGAGAGCGCGGGCAAGCCGGCCAAACAGCUGCGAGACCUUAGGAAGAGCACGCGGUCGGUACGGAUCAACCCGGAGAGCACCACAUCCUUGGUCUGAGACCGACGGGAACUUCUGUGGCUCUUUAACAAACUGUGAGACUGAAACAAAGGAUGUGAAGAAACACGUUUCACAUUCCCUCCCUGUGAUUUCAGGUCCCCAGUCAGAGCUGACCACAACACUAACUACCGGUUGUUUUGAUGCUACAGGACAGGAAAUGAAUGACUCAUGGCGAACAGGCAGAAUAACAGCAGAGUAACAUGUUUUCAUAGAGAUUUGUACAUUUUCCAUCAAGAAAACGAACUAAUAGUGGCUUCUAAAGAUCAUUUUAUUUUAGUUUCAAGCAUCCUUCCUGCUGCAGACACUUUUGUCCUCAUCAGUUCUUUAUUAUUUGUCCCAUACAUACAAAGGAAUUGCUCACAAAACACUUCAAAUUAAACUAAAAUAUAUAAUAUUAAUAUCUGACAACAGCAGAUUCCAGGUUUUAUUUUCACAGUUUCCCUCACCACUAAAGUUGAUGUUUCUGCUGUUUGAAAGAUGAUUUGAUGUCUGAGCAUUUUGAUUUUUGGGAAACUACCGCUAUCACGAGCACAAAUUAAUCAAAACUGAUUAAACAAAUGUUCUGCAUCGGUCAAAUUAUGUGCAACAUAAAAUGUAAUAAAAG